Corylus avellana is the source of this 2867-nucleotide messenger RNA. Lineage: Eukaryota; Viridiplantae; Streptophyta; Magnoliopsida; Fagales; Betulaceae. The record is from RefSeq and is a predicted model, not a curated record.
ACAACGUCCCACUCACUUUGAUCUACAACUUCUCUGUCACUGAACGGAGACCCAAGAAUCGAAUAGGAAUUUGGAAUACAGGGAAUUGGGAGGGGUUUCGUCUCUCUCAUCCUUGCUCCAAGGCGAAGGGCUGCUUGUUAGCUUUUCUUUAUUUAAAAGAGAGAGAGUGAGAGAGAGAGAGGGCGGGGGGAAUUUCAAAGGCAAAGAAAAAGUAAAAGCAUAGGAUUAUAUAUAGGGUAUUAAAUGUUCUGGUGUUGUUUAUAUAUAUUGGGUUGAAUAGGAGCCAAAAGGGUCUUUUUCCUCAACAUCUGCACAAACCUUUGAAGCGGGUGCAGAGAUUUUUGCUGCUUUUUGAGGUCUCGCCGUCUUUGGGGAUGCGGCACUGCCUUUUCUCUGUGCAAAUUGGUGGCGCAUUAAAGAAGGAGCUUUUACUCAGCUGAGUUUUUGUUUUUAAAGGAAACGGAAACUCUUGAAGCAGCAGAUUUUUCCAUUAUUUCAACGCUGUUAAUCAGGCACUCAGUCUCUGUGAGAAAGAAAGCUUGUAAAUGCUCUGCCUCUCUCAACUGUACCAGUACCGCCACACCCAGCUCGUGCUUUAUAUCUAAAGCCACUUGUUUUUUGUCAUUCGGAAAACAAGGAAGAGGUGACAAUACCCUGUCAUUUUGUUUGGAAGGCAGAUCUGUGGUAGCUUCAAUCUUUUAACGAAAGAGACAUCUCGAACGAGGAAGUUGAAAGUGAUCUACCGGGAUUUAGACGUUGCCUUUUGAGAAAAACGGAGACAAUGUUGCCUCAGAAGCAAGCAGAGGAAGCAAUCGUCUCCAACUUUAGCGAGACAGAGCAUGAGGGCAAGGAGCAAGAGAAAGAGGAAGACCAUUCCUUGUUUAGCGUCAAGACCUUUCUCUGGCAUGGUGGCUCCGUCUGGGAUGCCUGGUUCAGCUGCGCUUCCAAUCAAGUAGCUCAAGUGCUUUUAACACUUCCCUACUCUUUCUCUCAACUGGGUAUGCUUUCAGGGAUCCUGCUUCAGAUAUUCUAUGGAAUUGUUGGGAGCUGGACGGCUUAUCUGAUUAGUGUACUCUACGUAGAGUACAGAAGCCGGAAGGAGAAAGAAAACGUCAGCUUCAAGAACCAUGUCAUACAGUGGUUUGAAGUGCUUGAUGGUCUUCUGGGUCCGUACUGGAAAGCAGCGGGGCUUGCUUUCAACUGCACUUUCCUCCUAUUCGGAUCUGUCAUACAGCUUAUAGCUUGUGCAAGUAACAUAUACUACAUCAACGACAAUCUGGACAAACGGACAUGGACAUAUAUCUUUGGUGCUUGCUGUGCUACAACAGUGUUCAUACCUUCAUUUCACAAUUACCGUAUUUGGUCUUUUCUAGGCCUUGGAAUGACCACUUAUACCGCCUGGUAUAUGGCUAUAGCAGCUAUUAUUCACGGCCAGGUGGGUAAUGUGCAACAUUCGGCUCCAACAAAGCUAGUGCUUUAUUUCACAGGAGCUACCAAUAUACUAUACACGUUCGGUGGACAUGCUGUGACUGUGGAAAUUAUGCACGCCAUGUGGAAGCCCCAGAAGUUCAAGUACAUUUACCUAAUGGCCACACUCUACGUUUUCACACUAACAAUUCCCUCCGCCGUUUGCGUUUAUUGGGCGUUUGGCGAUGAGCUCCUCAACCAUUCCAACGCCUUCUCUCUCCUCCCCAAAACUCGCUUCCGCGACGCCGCCGUUAUCUUGAUGCUCAUCCACCAGUAUUUAAGUUUCUUUACGUGCCUUGGAAUGACCACUUAUACCGCCUGGUAUAUGGCUAUAGCAGCUAUUAUUCACGGCCAGGUGGGUAAUGUGCAACAUUCGGCUCCAACAAAGCUAGUGCUUUAUUUCACAGGAGCUACCAAUAUACUAUACACGUUCGGUGGACAUGCUGUGACUGUGGAAAUUAUGCACGCCAUGUGGAAGCCCCAGAAGUUCAAGUACAUUUACCUAAUGGCCACACUCUACGUUUUCACACUAACAAUUCCCUCCGCCGUUUGCGUUUAUUGGGCGUUUGGCGAUGAGCUCCUCAACCAUUCCAACGCCUUCUCUCUCCUCCCCAAAACUCGCUUCCGCGACGCCGCCGUUAUCUUGAUGCUCAUCCACCAGUUUAUAACAUUUGGGUUCGCAUGUACGCCGUUGUACUUUGUGUGGGAGAAGGUGAUAGGGAUGCAUGACACGAGGAGCAUAUGUUUGAGGGCACUAGCAAGGCUGCCGGUGGUGAUACCAAUAUGGUUCUUGGCAAUAAUCUUCCCCUUCUUCGGGCCUAUAAACUCCGCAGUUGGGGCUCUUUUGGUCAGCUUCACCGUAUACAUUAUCCCAUCUUUAGCACAUAUGCUCACCUACAGAAAAGCCUCUGCCAGACAGAAUGCUGCGGAGAAACCACCAUUCUUUUUACCAAGCUGGACUGCUAUGUAUGUGUUCAAUUCGUUUAUUGUGGUGUGGGUUCUGGUGGUAGGGUUUGGGUUUGGUGGAUGGGCAAGCGUGACCAACUUUGUGAGGCAAGUUAACACAUUUGGGCUCUUUGCCAAGUGCUACCAGUGCAAGUCUCCAGCACCGCCUGCAGCGGCAGCCGCCCCACAACACUGAGCUAACUCAGAUCAAAUUGGCUCUCCUGCCUGCCCUCCGGCCGACCGACCGACGUCACCUUUCCUUCUCUCUCCAUAUUUUGUAUCAUACAUGGGGAAGUAGUAAUAUUUCCCCUACAUGUGAUGUGUGCUGGAUUUUUCCUUUUUGAGUCUUUUUUUUUUCUUAAAUUUAGUUGAUAAAAUAGUGUGUUGUGAUGAUUCCCUUUGCUAUGAAGCAUAGACUAAUUAAAUCCGAUAUAUAUAUGUUUAGAUUUUCUUUU